AUGUAUUUAUAGAAUUCUAAUUACAAAAUACUCUCCAACAUAGGGUCUGGAUCUGGACAUCAAGUCUUUAAAGUCUAGAAUAAUUAGACCUCUCGAAUUUUAGCCUUAAAAAUUGAAAAAAAUCCUAAUCUAGGCUAAUUAGAUGGAGAAAUUCAAAAAUUGAAAGAGCUAGAUGGAAUCAAAGGUAUUCCAUAGUUGAUUGAUUUUGGAAAGACAAAAGAUUCAAAGUAAAAUGAUCAUAAUAUUGUUAUAGGAGCUAUAUAAUCACUCCACUUUUAAAAAGAAAUCUCCAAGAGAUAGCAAAAGAAAGUUUGCCUUCUCUACAUUGCACUUUAGCUAUUGGACUCAGUGUAAUUGAAAUUUUACAUUAAGUUCAUAAAAAAGGCAUUUUACAUCUUGACAUAAAACCAGAAAAUAUAAUGAUAUCAUAGCCUUAUAUCAAUAUUCCAGUUGAUGAAAUUCUCCAACCUGGCUUCACUUAACUCAUUGAUUUCGGCCUAUCUUAAAAGUUUGGACACAAACCUUUCUUAAAUAAAGUUUUCGUCGGCUCUUUAAGAUAUGCCAGUAGAUAAGCUCAUAAAGGCAAUUAACUAGGUUAUAAAGAUGAUUUAGAAAGUCUACUAUAUGUUUUAGUGUAUUUGAGAAAUUGUAAAUAUUGAAUAUUGACUUUUUUAGAGAAACUGCCUUGGCAAUCCUUAAAAUAGCAAUAAUCUCAAUAAUUGGAAAUAAAAAAAAUAGGGGAAAUGAAAGAGGCCAUCUUUAACACUACGGUUCUUUCUUAAAAGUUUCCUCCGUAAUUUUCAUAGUUCAAAUAAUAUAUUGAAACUUUAACUCAAUAGACUAUGCCAGAUUAUGAAUACAUAAAAAAUCUAUUUAGAUCGAUGCUUUCAAUUGGGGAUCAAUCUUCAUCUGCUAAAUUGGGUUGUUCAGUCACUUUAAGUUAGUCAAUCAAAGAAACAAAAUAAAAUUAGAAUACUGAUCAUAUAUUGAUGCUUUUAGCAAAUUUGCCAAAUAAUGAUUCUAUUGACAUUCCUGAAGAUCAAAUAGAUAUUGAAACUUCUAUUGUAUUCAUCUCAGACUUAAUAAGUUCAUAUCCUACUUCAUCUAUUAAAUCAAUAACUGAUAUCAAAUUUUGA
Messenger RNA from Paramecium pentaurelia, 1136 nucleotides. Lineage: Eukaryota; Ciliophora; Oligohymenophorea; Peniculida; Parameciidae. The record is from the annotation of a GenBank genome assembly.